CUCUUUGUAUCACUAGCGCCAACUCUGAUUUGACCCGUCAAGGUCAUUUAGAUCUGAUCUUAGUUCGGCGUCGUAUAAAAGGUCGUUCUGCCGAGUACAUCACUAAAAGGUGACUCAGGCCAUUCAGUUGUUUAGUUACUUUAUUUAUUAAUGUUAUCGGUAACGGAAGCAUGAGUCCGAAAAUUCGUGACCAUAUGAGACUCUUCUUAUUGAGCGUUCUAAAUGAGGACCCUGGGCUGUUAUCGUAAGUUCUAUUUCCUGAAGUUUAUACGUUUUAUCCGAAGUUUAUGCACACUGAACGAACUAAUAUCUGUUUUUGUACAAGAAAUGAACAUUAGUCUGGAUGAGAAAGCAUGUGUAAAAUUAAAAAAUUCUAUAUGCUCUUUCUUUUGUGAUUUAAUAAAUGAAGAGGUAAAAUGGUUCUUCUUAUUUUGCAUGAAACACAGGGAACUAUAAAUGUGGAUCUUGAGAAUCAAAACUGUAUGCCAGUUAAAUGUACUCCUGCUGUAUCAGACAAUGGAAAACAUGUUGUAAUGCUUUCUCGUAAAGAAGUAAUCGCGCUAGCGGCUGCUACAGUUUCUGAUAAAACAAAUCCUGUAGUUUCAUUGUCGAAAGAUGGAGAGAGUAUCAGCCAGCGAAUCAAACAAUUACGUCAAACUCCGCUUCUUGCUGCUAGUAGAUCAAUUGUACGAGGUUGUACCAAUAACGAAGUCAAUAGUUCCGAUGCAUCAAUCUUACAGACAGCUCCUUUAAAAAAUGUUCAAAUUAUUCAUACAAUGCCUCACUCGGAGUCGAACCGGCGGACAGAAUCUGUUAGAAGUUCAACAGCAGCUAGAAUACCAACCACUGACAAUAAUAAUAAUAACAGUAGUAGUAUUAAUUCGACUAAGACAUUUAGUUCACCUAUUUUGUCUUCAUUUUUAUCUCAGUCUUCAUUAAAUGAUCGUCAACGUCAUAUAUCAGCUCCAUCAUCCUCAUCUUCAUCUUCAUCAUUAAACUCUGGUUCACAUCAGACUACUAUUGAUAAUCAUUUUAAACCACUAAACAAAACUCAGGCUAACAGGAACUUUGAUAAAGACAGUAACAACAUUCUUAUUAAAAGCAGUAACAUAUCCGAUUCAAAAAUGGGCAUAAUCGUUAAACGUCAAUUAAGUGAAGCUAUAGUACCACUUCGACCUUCUACAAAUGGGCUAUACGGGGAUAUAUAUGAAUAGGUAACUCUAUUAUCAUUAUUAUUAUUGUUUGUAUCAUCAAAUUUUGAUUGUGAACAAUUCAAACAGAUAUUUUGUACUAAUUUUCACCUUUGUUGAGCCUAGAUAACAAUAAAUGUCUAUAAUUGUACUGCAUUUCAUCCAAAUGCACUUUUUAUUAUCCAUCCAGUAAUACUAUUGGUUGAUAUAAGCAUUUCUGAUUUCCCUAUUUUCGUUGAUUCUUCUCACUAUUGAUCGGCAGUGUUUUUUUCUACCCGAAUUCUGUACAUAAUUUCUUAUUUUCUCCGUUUUUAAAUUUCAUUUUUUUUUGCAAUAGAUCGGAUUAAAUGUGUAUAAAUGUCUAUGUAUUAAAAGAAAAAUCAGAUUUUUGAAGUAUUAGUUUAUAUUAGUUCAUUUGUGUGUAUAUAUAUGUGUGUGACAGUGGCGUUGUGUUGUGUAGUUGACAUUCGCUUUAUCAGGCAGUAAGGUA
Messenger RNA from Trichobilharzia szidati, 1680 nucleotides. Lineage: Eukaryota; Metazoa; Platyhelminthes; Trematoda; Strigeidida; Schistosomatidae. The record is from the annotation of a GenBank genome assembly.